Molecule: messenger RNA, 3897 nt
Organism: Oryctolagus cuniculus (rabbit)
Lineage: Eukaryota; Metazoa; Chordata; Mammalia; Lagomorpha; Leporidae
Gene: EFS
Product: embryonal Fyn-associated substrate
Biological process (GO): cell migration; cell surface receptor protein tyrosine kinase signaling pathway
Cellular component (GO): focal adhesion; plasma membrane; cytoplasm
Molecular function (GO): protein binding
Source: RefSeq, a predicted model, not a curated record
CUCCCAGGCCAGACACUCCGGCUUCAAGCUGCCUCCCCAGAGCCAGAAGCACGACCAGCGCCAGACUCCGCGCCAGUCCCCCGCAAGACCGGCCCGGCUAGCGGCCCCGCCACCCCUGAAGCCGCAGCACCAAGCCGGCCAGAGGCGCGCACUCCCUCCUGCGGAGAGCCAGCCGUGGGGCUACUGAGAGGGAGGCAGGGAGACGCGCGGGCCGGCGCGGGGAGAGGUGAGCUCCCAGGCGGGGGCGGACCCCAGCGCCCGAGGUCUCUGCGAAGUCCAGAGGAAGAAGGCGCCGGCCGGGGCCGAGCCGCUCGGCCCGAGGGUCCAGGGCUGAAACUCAACACCCGCCUCGGGAAGGGCCGUCCCCCUUUCUCCUCCGCCCCUGCCCCUCCCCUCUCCCCUCCCCUCCCUCCUUUCUCUUAAUCCCCAGGACCGAGCCCCGCGCCGGAGAGGAGAGGGCUCGAGGGGAGGCAGGAGCUGCGCGGCGGUGGGGCAGCGGGAGCCCGGGAAGGGGCGGGAAAGGGAGCCGCGAGCUGGGGGGAACCUGGGCGCCUUCCCAGCGCGCUCUGUGCCCCCACCCCAGGCAAGCCCUCCGGACCCGGGCCCCUGCGCCUCCUUCGCCUUCUCUUGGCUCCUUCCUCGGCGUUGUGGCCUUUCUCUUCGUUCCCAGAGGCACCUGAGUCUCCCCCAAGCUCUGGGGCGCGCCGAGGGGCCCUGCCAAGGGUGCAAGUGAGCGGGGGCGGCGGGGCCGGUGCGGGACUCGAGGGCCGAGCGUGGGAGCCAGCUUGGGGCUCAGCGCCCCAGGGCCGAGGGCUGGAAGGGGGACUGGGUUCCCCUGCCGCCUGGGAGAGGGCGGCGCGUGGGGAAGGCCGCGCGCCUCUUACAGUGGUGCCUGGGUGACGCCUACGGCAGGGCCCCUGCCCGCCGCGAGGCCCCGGGAACACGCUGCGCCCUCGUGCUUGAGCGCGAAACCGCCUCACCGCCAGGGGUGCGGGCGCCUGCACAGAAAGCAACCACUCCGGCCACCCUCGCCCCAACAGCCACGCUGUCCCAGACCUUUGGCGUCAGCCUGGCCCCCUUUCGCCAACUUUGGGCGAAUUCGAAGAGAGACUCAGGGCUCGCUCUUCCUCCAUCUCAGGGGUCCCGCCGCAGUGUCCCGGGCUACCGCGACCACGGGACCACGGUCUCGGGAUCACCGCUCUCCGGCGCAUCGUGCGGGCCGGGAGGAAAGGCUGGGCCCCAAAACUCGCUCGUCCGGCCCAACCGCCUCAGCGGCUUCUGCCAGCCCUAGGGGCUGCCCCGAGCGGCCUGGAGAGGCGUCGAGCGCAACCUCAGCUCCCGCCCCCGCGCUCGCCCUGGGAGGCAGCUUUCGGACCAUGCGGGCCCAGAGAGCCUGGGCGGCCUAGGUGGGGCAGCUCCGGGGGCCGGGCCAAAGCGGCGGCCCCCGGGGGGCCGCGGGGACAGCACAGAGAGCGCACCCUUGGAUGAGGUCCCGCAGUGACGCCCCGGCCCGCCCCGCUCCUCCUCCUGCCUGGCCAGGCUGCCUCCCAUUUGGGAAGUUUUUUGGGUUUUCUUUUCUCCUCCUCCGACCUUGGCGGAGGCCACUGCUCAAGCGGCACAGCCAGGGGCGGCCUCCUCGCCUGGAGGCCGCGGACCAUGGUGCGAGGCAGCCACCGCUGAAGUCAGCAAAACCCAGCCUAGCCUGAAGCAGGCUGCGCGGGAGGCCAAGGCCAUGGCCAUUGCCACGUCGGCCCAGCUGGCCAGGGCAUUAUACGACAACACGGCCGAGUCCCCCCAGGAGCUGUCCUUCCGCCGAGGGGACGUUCUGCGAGUGCUGCAGAGGGAGGGCGCCGGCGGGCUGGACGGCUGGUGCCUCUGCUCCCUGCACGGCCAGCAGGGCAUCGUGCCUGCCAACAGAGUGAAGCUCCUUCCUGCCGGGCCAGCACCCAAGCCCAGCCUCUCCGCAGCACCCCAAGCCCCACAGCCCAGCAAAGAGGACCAGGAGGUGUACGUGGUGCCACCCCCAGCCCGACCCUGUCCUGCCCCGGGGCCUCUGACUGCACCUUGCCCACCUUCCCCUGACUCCAUCUACAAGGUCCCCAGAGGCAGCGCAACCCAGCUGGCCGCCCCAGGAGACGCCUUGGAGGUCUAUGAUGUGCCCCCCACCGCCCUCCGUGUGCCUUCCAGCAGCCCCUACGACUCGCCGGCCUCUUUCUCCCGCCUUCUGGCCCGGGGUGCCCCCCAGCCCACUGGAGAGGAGGAAGCCCCCUAUGAUGUGCCGCUGGCCCCGAAGUCACCAACAGAGCUGGAGCCCGACCUAGAGUGGGAGGGGGGCCGAGAACCCGGGCCCCCCCUCUACACUGCACCGUCCAACCUGAAGCGGGCCUCAGCGCUCCUCAACCUGUACGAAGCACCCGAGGAACUGCUGACAGACGGGGAGGGCGGAGGCACCGAUGAGGGCAUUUAUGAUGUGCCCCUGCUGGGGCCCGAGCCACCUCCUUCUCCAGAGCCCCCAGGAGCCUCGGCCUCCAAAGACCUGGACACCUUGUCCCAGCUUCUGCCCAGAAGCCCCCCACCCCAACACAGGCCCCGGCUGCCCUCCGCCGAGAGCUUGUCCCGCCGCCCUCUGCCCGCCCUGCCUGUCCCAGAGGCCCCCAGCCCCUCUCCAGCUCCCUCUCCUGCCCCAGGCCGCAAGGGCAGCAUCCAGGACCGGCCCCUGCCUCCACCCCCACCCCGCCUGCCUGGCUACGGGGGCCCCAAGAUGGAGGGGGACCCAGAGGGUGGGGAGGUGGAGGACGACCCCACAGGACCCCACAACGAGUAUGAGGGCAUCCCGAUGGCCGAGGAGUAUGACUACGUCCACCUGAAGGGCAUGGAUAAAGCUCAGGGAUCCAGGCCCCAAGAUAAGGCCUUCCCAGGGGAGCCUGAACUGCUGGAGAGGGAGCUGCCGGAGAAGCAGGAGGCCCCGUGCCCAGGGGAGCCACUGGCUCUGUCCCCUGCAGAUCUCCAGCUGCUGCAGUUCUACGCAGGCCAGUGCCAGAGCCACUUCUCCGCGCUGCAGACGGCGGUGGCGGCCCUGAUGCGCAGCACCCAGGCCAACCAGCCGCCGCGCCUCUUCGUGCCUCACAGCAAGCGGGUGCUGGUGGCCGCCCACCGCCUGGUGUUUGUGGGGGACACCCUGGGCCGCCUGGCGGCCUCUGCACCUCUGCGAGGACAGGUUGGGGCUGCAGGUACAGCGCUGGGCCAGGCCUUGCGGGCCACCGUCCUGGCCGUCAAGGGGGCUGCCCUGGGCUACCCCUCUGGCCCUGCCGUCCAAGAGAUGGCGCAGUGCGUGGCAGAGCUGGCAGGGCAGGCCCUGCGAUUCACCACUCUGCUCACCAGCCUGGCCCCCUGAGGACCCCUCGGCACCUCCCGGCCUGCAGAGCUCCUCCAGGUCCUGGGGGGGGUGCUCUGUGCUAGGGGCCAGGAGAGUGGAGGUAUCUUUCCUGCCCCUUCUCGCCAUCUCAGCCUCUCAAAGGCGUCUGUUGCUCCCCUCACCUGCAGCUUUUUGUACGAGCCAUUUUGUAUAAAUUAUUUAUAUUUAAUAUGAUCCCCUGCUUCGUCAGGGGCAGGCACCAGGCCCUAUGGGCAGGGAGGAGCUGGCCUCUCGAGCCCUCAGCCGGCGGUGGAGGUUGCUGUCCUGCCACCUGCCUCUGGAAGUUCAGCAGGCCACACAGUCUCGUGGCCGAAACCCGUGGCUACUCAGCUGUCCAGCAUCGGUGCCUCCGGGUUAGGGAGCAAGGGCUGGACGCGGAGUCCCCAGAAUGAAAGUCUGGGAGAGAUCCCAGCGCCCCUCCCUGCUGAAGGCAGGAGGACCGGGCCUCUGGCGGAUGCUCUUCAAUAAACUCUGCUGUCUGA